AGCAGCUUUCACUUGCGGGCGACACAAAGCGACGCGCAACUGCAACGCAACACAGUUGCCACAAAAUAUAAAGUGGAUUAAAUAAAACAAAUACAAAAUGCAAGUGCUUAUACUUUUAGCUUUAUGUGCGCUCAGCUGCCAGGCGCAGCAUCAGCAUCAUAAUCAGCAUCAUCAGCAGCAGCAGCAGCAACAGCAGCACCAUCCCAAUGUGAAUAACAUACCACGGGAUGAGAAGCACGAUCAUCGUCAUGAGGAUGCACGCGAGACCAGCACCUGGAUACCCAUACUCAAGUACAACAAGGAGCAGAGCGAGGAUGGCAGCUACAAGACAGAAUACGAAACCGGCAACAAUAUAGUGCAUGAGGAGACUGGCUUCCUGAAGGACUUCGACACGAAUCCCAAUGGCGUCUUGGUGCAGCAUGGCCAAUACUCGUAUCAAUCGCCCGAAGGCACUUUGGUCAAUGUGCAGUACACGGCGGAUGAGAAUGGCUUCCGUGCCACUGGAGAUCAUAUACCCACACCACCGGCCAUACCCGAGGAGAUACAGAAGGGUCUGGAUCAGAUCUAUGCUGGCAUUAAGCUGCAGCAGGAGCGUCUGGAGCAGCGCGCCAAGAGCGAUCCGGCCUUUGCCAAGAAGCUGGAGGAGCGACGUGUUGCCAAUCAGAAUGGCCAAUACAUUGGCCUGCUGGAGAAUCAAUAGAAUGAUUGAUUGACAUUUUUAUUCUUCCAAAUUUUAUUCCACAUCCAUUUCCAACAGUUACCUUAGCCAAAAGACUGUGAUUUCUGCUGUUAAUUGUUAAACUCACCAGCCCAACCAACUCACACCCACACACACUAUCUACAACAACAAUAACAACAAAAUC
Messenger RNA from Drosophila busckii, 863 nucleotides. RefSeq names its product pupal cuticle protein 27 (gene Cpr49Ah). The record is from RefSeq and is a predicted model, not a curated record. The transcript has 2 exons. The coding region runs from base 98 to 700 and encodes 200 amino acids. Gene Ontology annotation, molecular function: structural constituent of chitin-based larval cuticle. Lineage: Eukaryota; Metazoa; Arthropoda; Insecta; Diptera; Drosophilidae. Gene Ontology annotation, cellular component: chitin-based extracellular matrix.